Magnolia sinica is the source of this 1868-nucleotide messenger RNA. RefSeq names its product AAA-ATPase ASD, mitochondrial-like. The record is from RefSeq and is a predicted model, not a curated record. The transcript has a single exon. Lineage: Eukaryota; Viridiplantae; Streptophyta; Magnoliopsida; Magnoliales; Magnoliaceae. The coding region runs from base 119 to 1624 and encodes 501 amino acids. Gene Ontology annotation, molecular function: ATP hydrolysis activity; ATP binding.
GCCAAGAAGCACGCCAGGAAAUUGCCGGUUGGAAAACUUGCAUAUAUAUAAAGGGAAGGAAUUAUGAUUCUAGCAACCAAGAAAACACAACACUAAGGGUAGCUGAUAAGAGGGCAGGAUGAUGGAGUAUCUGUGGCCAGGGGUGGGUUCCACUCUAGCCAGCCUCAUGCUCUUCUGGGCCGUGGUCCAGAGGUACCUGCCGUUUGGGCUCGAUGACCACUUGAUGAAAUACACCAACAUUUUGAUUGGAUACAUCUACCCCUACAUUCAGAUCAAGAUCCCAGAAUACACCGGCCAUCGCAUGAAGCGCAGCGAUGUCUACAUUGCAAUCCAGACCUACCUGACCGCCACCACCUCCGGGUUGGCCAAGAGGCUCAAGGCCGAGAUGGGCAAGGACACCAAAAACCUUACCUACAGCAUGGACGACUACGAGCAAGUCACUGACAAAUUCCGUGGGGCCAAGGUUUGGUGGUCAUCCAACAGGUCGGUCUCACAGUCGUUGAGCAUAUCUUGGUAUCCCGCACAGGAGGAACCACGGUACUACACCCUCACAUUCCAUCGGCGCCACCGGCAGCUCAUCAUGGAUUACUACAUGAGCCAUGUUGUAGAAGAAGGGAAGGCAAUCGGCGUGAGAAACCGGCAGAGAAAGCUGUAUACCAACAACCCCAGUAGCAACUGGGAUGGCUACAAGAAGACUGUGUGGAGCCAUGUCGUGUUCGAGCACCCAGCAACGUUCGAUACACUGGCCAUGGACCCAGAGAAGAAGCAGGAGAUCAAGGACGACCUCGAGACGUUCCGAGAGGCAAAGGAUUACUAUGUAAAGAUUGGCAAGGCAUGGAAACGAGGCUACCUCCUGUAUGGCCCACCUGGCACUGGGAAAUCCACAAUGAUUGUCGCCAUGGCCAAUUUCCUGGACUAUGAUGUGUACGACCUCGAAUUGACGGCCGUGAAGGAUAACACAGAGCUGAGGAAGCUCCUGAUCGACACCAGCAGCAAAUCCAUCAUGGUCAUCGAAGACAUCGACUGUUCUUUAGAUCUGUCCGGCAAGAGGAAAAAGAAGGCUAAGAAAUCAGAGGACAACACAGAUGAGAAGAAACUUCCACCUGGGGCAGACAAGGAUGAUAGUACUAGCAAAGUUACUCUCUCAGGGCUACUCAAUUUCAUCGACGGACUGUGGUCAGCUUGCGGAGGAGAACGGAUCAUUGUCUUCACCACAAACCAUUUGGAGAAGCUGGACCCAGCUCUCAUACGGAGAGGUCGGAUGGACAAGCACAUCGAGCUAUCAUACUGCAGCUUCGAGGCUUUUAAAGUGCUCGCAAAGAACUAUCUGGACCUCGACUCACACCCUCUAUUCAAAACUGUCCAACAACUGAUAGAAGAGAUUAACAUCACCCCAGCCGAUGUAGCUGAGAACCUGAUGCCCAAGUCCUCCAAAGCCACUGCUGCCGAUAAGGCAAACACCUGCCUUGAAAACCUGAUUCAAGCUCUCCACAAGGCCAGGGAAGUAAUGAAAUCCAAGGAAGCAGCAGUUCAGUUGGAGGAGACCGGCAGUGGGGAGACGGCGAAAGUCGACAAAGAUGAUGCUGGCAGUGACAAAGAUGAUGCUGGCAGUGAAAGCGAUUAAAUGCCACGACUGGUAUAACAAUGCAAUCAUAUUUCAAUCUGCAAUAAACAAUUUUGGUUUUCAGCAACAAUAGAUUGGGAAUAGCUCCACUUACCCUUUGGAACUCUUAGGCAUUUGUUUUGUAAGCUGUUAGUGAGAUCAUUACAAUGUAUGGGAAAGCAUGGAAUCUCUACCAAAGAUUCCUCAAAAUGAAUGCAUGAUCAAUAGCAAAAAAUCAUAAUAAAUGUCACUUUCUUUCUGUAAA